Messenger RNA from Silurus meridionalis, 903 nucleotides. RefSeq names its product carboxymethylenebutenolidase homolog (Pseudomonas) (gene cmbl). The coding region runs from base 38 to 868 and encodes 276 amino acids. The record is from RefSeq and is a predicted model, not a curated record. NCBI's taxonomy places the organism in Eukaryota, Metazoa, Chordata, Actinopteri, Siluriformes, Siluridae. The transcript has 6 exons. Gene Ontology annotation, molecular function: hydrolase activity.
CGUUUCUAAAGGGGCCAUGUUCAGAUAAAUGAGUUGAAUGCUGUCCUUCUUCGACCGCCAUAGCUUUUGGAAUCUGUUUCUUUUCCAUUAUCAUUGGUUUAUUGCAACAAAAAAAAAUAAAACUUUAACGAUGGCAAAUGAAGCCAGACCAUGCCCGUGUGACAUUGGGGACAGGAUGGAAUAUGGCAGUCUUGGCGAGGAGGUUCAGAUUGAGCAUGUUAAAGCUUAUCUGGUGAAACCAAAAGCACCAACAGACAAAGCCCUUAUAGUAAUUCAAGACAUUUAUGGAUGGCAGCUACCCAAUACUCGAUACAUGGCUGACAUGCUCGCAUCAAAUGGAUACGUUGCUGUUUGCCCAGACUUUUUUCUUGGAAAGGAGCCAUGGUGUGCUUCAAGUGACUGGUCAACAUUUCAACAGUGGCUUGAGGAUAAAAAACCCACCAACGUCAACAAGGAGGUGGAUGUGGUUUUGAAAUACCUCAAGGAAGAAAUCGGAGCCAAAAGCAUUGGAGUGGUUGGGUUCUGUUGGGGUGGAGUUGCCACACACUAUAUAUCCCUCCAAUAUCCUGAAAUUAAGGCUGGAGUUUCAGUCUACGGGAUUGUCCGAGAGCGAGAAGAUCGUUAUGAACUACAAAGUCCAACUCUCUUCAUCUUUGCUGAAAAAGACACAGUGAUACCACUUGACCAGGUGACAACCCUUGAGGCAAACCUGAAGGAUAAAUGCACCGUUGACUUCGAAGUGAAGAUUUUUCCCAAUCAGACUCACGGAUUUGUGCAUCGUAAACGAGAAGAGGUCAAUCCAGAGGAUAAACCGUACAUCCUGGAGGCCCGGCAGGACAUGAUUAACUGGCUAAAGAAAUACAUCUAGUAUUAAUCGGUUACAAAUAAAUCAAGUUUAAAUUA